Zingiber officinale is the source of this 1044-nucleotide messenger RNA. RefSeq lists its product as uncharacterized. Lineage: Eukaryota; Viridiplantae; Streptophyta; Magnoliopsida; Zingiberales; Zingiberaceae. The coding region runs from base 234 to 740 and encodes 168 amino acids. The transcript is spliced from 4 exons. The record is from RefSeq and is a predicted model, not a curated record.
ACACUUGGAAUCAGAUAUGAACAAGAACUCAAUGGUGCAAAAUAACAAGGCAAGAACGACUCACCAAAGAAAAAGGGGAAUAGCUUUUCCAAGAGAGGUUAAUCCUCCGGCCUGACAUGCCCCGCAACAUCCUCAGCAUCCACUGACAUCGUGCCACGUGUGGAGUUGGCUAUAUCCUUCCUCCUCCAUUCUGCUCCUGCAUCCACAGAGGAAUUGAAGGGGAGGGAGCGAAGAUGGGGAAUUGCCAAGCGUCGGAGGUGGCCAUGGUGGUGAUUCAACACCCCGGAGGGAAGGUGGAGAGGCUUUACUGGCCGACGAGCGCCGCCGACGUGAUGAAGAGCAACCCGGGGUACUGCGUGGCCCUUGUCACGCACUCUGUCUCAGAGCAGAAGCAGGACGGCGGCGGCAUCGUAAGGUUCACCCGCGUGCGACUGCUGAAGCCCAAGGACAUGCUUUUGCUCGGCCAAGUCUACCGGCUGAUCACCUCCCAAGAAGUUACACAAGCUGUAAUGCAAAGAAAGCACGACAAGCUCAGGAAGAACCAGCUGCAACGCGAUGAAGAACACAGAAGAAAUGCGCAGGUUGUUGAGACUGCUCGAGAGGAACAACAGGAGGAUUCAGAAAACAAAUUUCAGAUGACAAGGGAGGACAGAGACCGGCGAACCAGCAGCACACAGGCGGCGGCGAGAGGCCGCCAUUGGAGACCUUCCCUGCAGAGCAUCUCAGAAGCAGUGAGCUAAUAAAGCCACAACCUUGUGCAGUUUCCACACAGAUCUUGAUAAGAUUCAACAGGUCUGCUGUGAAGUUCUUCUAGAUGCGUCAGAAAUGAGAAUUCUUGGAUCAUCAUGAAGAAGGUCUUGUAAAUUUAUGUAAAAGUAGACGUUAAGAAUGGAUUGUAGUUUCACAGUGAAGUAUGAACAAUGACCAAGAUCGCAGGUACAUCACCAAAACAAAAACGCAAUAGAUUGUGAAAAUCUAAAUGGCCCAUAGUAUUGUUGGGAAGUCAAGAUCACAGUGUGCUGGUCCACAGACUCCAAAUUCGAG